GUAUGACAAGGCGAGCUGGUGCUAUAUUUAUCUUGUAGCUGUACACGCAUUUGCAAGAGGUCGUUCAAUAACAGAAAGGCAAAGAGCCAAUGUAGUUUAAAGAAAGUUUGUUCUACCAUAGUUCUAACUUUUUGGGUUGGCUUAAAGACAAGGCUACAUACUUCUGGAGGAAGUAUUUCUGAUAUGAAACAAAAACUUUCCUGAGCUGUCUCUGGAAAGAUCAGGGUUUUGUGGAGAAGGGGGAAAAACGUUUUUAAAAUGGAGUUCAAUAGAUGUUCGGGUGCAUCAGCAGAAGAGGACAAAGGAAGACAAGAGGGUGGGGAAGAUGAUAUUAAUAGUGCUGGCAGUAGUGUUGCCCACGAAGAGCUGGAUUUGGUACAAAUGUACCUUACCUGUUUGCCUGAAAGAUGUAUGAAAGCGAAAUUCACUCUGACAGCAUACCUGACAUGCUGGCUGUUGCUGAAGCUCUGCAAGAAAGCCUAUGAGAAAAGACUCUCAGCUUCUAAAAAGGAGUGCCAAGGAAGUGCUGUAAAAAGGACUGCUGGAGAAAAAGAAGAGAGUACUUCUGAAAAGAGGCAGCUCCACAUCCAGACCCCAGAGCCAGUUGAAAACUACAUCAGUGAAGGAGAGUUUGAAGAUGAGCUGAGUUCUUCUACGCCGAGCACGAUCGAGCUGGAGAUACGUGGAUCCAGCCAAGAAACAGAUGAAGAUUAUUUUGAGACCCUGUCACAUCAGAGUGGAUCUUUGUCAGAUGUAAAAACUGAGCCUUAUGAGAGUGCAUCAGACACAGAAUCUGUUUCCAGUGAUGUAACUGGGGAAACUUGCUUGGAUUCAAACUGCCUUUUUAUUGAAAAAAAACCUCUGUGCUGUAGUCUUCCUAAAGCAAAGGCAGAAACAACCCUCCAUGAACUUAAGUGCUCAAGGCAACCAGAAUUUACCCAGCAGGUGCGGUUAGAAGUAUCCUCCGAAAUAAAAGCAGCAGCAAGCAAAACUGAAUUUUGCAUACAAUCUCCGAAGUCAGAACGUGAAGAAUUGGGUGAUGAAGAGCUAACAUUAACUAGGGGUACUUCCAACAGAGAGAACCAAGUCAGACAAGAGGGCAUUGUAUUACAGACAAAUAGAAAGUUUGUAGCAGUAUUGCAAAAUAAAGUGAAGUUUGAAAACAGUAAAGUGCAGUCCUGUACCAACUCAGUACCUACAGAAGAUGAUGUUACAAGAGAGAAGGAACAUCCUGCAGUAUUAAGCAUUGCUUGUUUCAAAGCAAACUCAGAAAGUUCUUUGAUUUUUCCUGAGGUACAGCAAUUUUCCUUCCGUUCAGAUGCAACAUCAAGGUGUAGUUUGCCUAAUCUUCAUUUUGAAAAAAAUGGACCUAACUAUAGAAGUUACACUGAGACAUCUGACUAUAUGCGUGAAUUAGAUUCUAUGUCCAAUAUAAAAUGCAGCAGGAGGAACUCAGUUGACAGUGAGGAAACUACAGGUAAAAGGAUAAAACGUGGAAGUACAGAGACCAUGUUGACAACAGAUUCAUUCUUUUACCAGAGUUGCUUCAAACCAAGAUCUCAACCACCACUCACAAGGUCAGAGAUUACAGAAAGUAAAACAUGGCACAGUGUACCUGAAAAUAUCAGUGCUCAAAGCAAGACAGAAUAUGUGGGGAACUGUAUUCAUCUGACAGACAAAUUUAGAUGGUCAUGUUCCAGAAUACACCUUCAGGGGCUGGAUUUUGAACACACUUGGAAAAAUUUAGGAAGGGUACCUGUAAGCCCUGAAAAGGCAAUAAAAAUAGAGGGCAAAGUUGGCAUAAAAAGAUCUCUUAAUACUGACAUAGACUCAAAUGAGUGUCAGGUUUCUCAGACAGCAGGCUCUUCCCAGUGCAUUGAUUAUUUGCACUCUAAAUCAGAGACAUGUGGCCUUAGCCCAGAAGCAGUAGGUACAUCUGCUGAUAGCUUAUCUUCUACAGAGAUCGAUGCUUGUGAGUGUAACCCUAAACAAAAGGAGACUUCAUCUGCCCUGGACUAUGAGCCAGUGAUCAUAAAUGCUGAAGAACUUACAAAAAGUGACCAGUACAAAGCUGAAAGAGAUCUGGGAGCAGACAGAUUCCCUUUUGAUAUUGACGUUGAAUCUGGCAUUGGUGACACCGAGAACCUAGCAGCUUGUCACGUAGGUUUUCCUGCUGUUGUCGAAAACAGAGAUUGCAGUUAUUCUGUAAACUGUGUUUCCACUGCUACAAUACAGCAAAAAAGUUUGAAGGAGAAUGGCCUUGAAUCUGAACUCUCAGGUAUGGAGAUCGCGGUAGGGGAAAGAUGGGUAGAUGAUUCUUCUAACCUUGACUUGGGUUGGAAGGUCCUGGACACCACAUUGCAGCCAGGUGGCAGUAACACUGAGGCAGAGCAGAAAGAGUCAAUGCAGCGAAAUACAAGGUGCAAAACUGGUGCCUUAAGGAGUCAUUCUGAGCUAGUAACAAAUGAAGAACCUACUCAUGAAGGAAAGGAUGAAGACAGUAUCUUUGCUGUUGAAAUGGCUCCCAGAUCAGAUUGUAUAAGCCAGAGAAGGCAUUUAAUGACUCUUCCAGAGUUAAAGUCUGCCCUAAUUAUACUAUCUGUAGAGCAGAAAGGAUUACAGUCCAAGACACUGAAUGAUAACCUUCCUACUGAAGUAAUUGGAACAUUGAGACAUGUAGUGAGCAAGGAUUUGAUGUCUCCUCGUACUGUCAGCAAAGCUCACGUUGAGCCAGAGAGAGUUCUGAGUGAAAGCUGUAGCUGUGAAGAACAAAUUCUGGCCACCCACCUCAUUCCUGGUCGUGCAGAGGUACUCCCUGGUGGGGAUACAGCUGAAGAAACCCCAGAAAUUUCACAAGAGAAAAGAGAGAAAACAGAUGCAGUUUCAUCCUUAGGGUUCACCCGUAGUAAUUCCACGGUAACAAGUGCAGAAGUGGAAUUCAGGAGCGUUACUGUACCACUGGGCAGUGAAAUACUUACUGCAGAAAGUCAGGCAGAUCAAUGUGAAGAAGCACUCUUAAAAUCACAUAGCAGAAGUGGUGUUACUAUCUCUGAAAAAGAGCCUUGCAGAACAAAGACUGGUUUGGAAUUAGAGACAGAACAAUUCAGAAAGUCAUGGGAUGAAAGGAGAGAUGACCAGGUGUCUAAGGAAGAGGAAUUCGAAACGCAUGAAGGCAGAGAGGAGGGCUUAUCUAUAACUAGUGCAGUGACACUGGAAGCGUGCAAUGUAAGCAACUUGUGUCAGGGAAAUGGUGCUGAUGUUGACCUUCAAGGGGCCAUCAUGAUCUCUGAACAAGCGGUGGGCAGGCAAGGAACUGAAGGCUGUAAUGGUUCAAAGGAGCAAAUAGGUAUUUGUGAGGAGCCUUCUCCUAGUGAAGGAAAGGAGAGCUCUCCUGCAGAAGACACAGCUAGCCCUAGCAAAGACAGCGCGCUGAAUCUAGAUGCGUCUGAUGUCUUUAACUAUUCUGUGAAAAGGGAGACCCAUAAUACUUGUGUGCUGGGCCUAGAUAAUAUAAGUACCUGCAGCACUAACAGCGAGGAAAUGGAUGAGAACUCAGUCCAUAUCCUGGGAAGCAGCAGUGGUCUCUAUAAAGCUGUGCAAAAGCCAACAAAGAAUGGGAAUAGUGGGAAAGCUUCCAGAUUUUUAGUAUUCUCAAAAAUGACUUCUUUCAGGAAAACUAAGCCUGCCACAGCAGAAAAUCAGGGAAGCAGCAGCUUCUCUGGCAGCAAAGCAAAGAUGGAAGAACUGGAUGCUGGGAAAGAGGAUGAAGACACUGAAAGUUUACAGUCUUUCAAAAGUUGUUCAUCUGGUUCAGCCUUCCACAGGAAGGAAAGCUACACCUCUGAGUACUCCGACGAUGAUGAUUUAUUCUAUGAGAGACCUGCAGGAUUAUUCAACAGAAUGAGCCUGAGGAAGGCUUCUGGCUCUGGUCGGAUACUGAUGGAAGAUGUAGAUACAAAUUCAACUUCUCCCACUCUGGCUGCUGUCAAAUAUGCAGAUCAUCAAGCUUCAGGUUCAUCUGAAAACAAUGACAGUGAACCUGUGGAAUACUCUGGCACUAGAAAAUCGUUCCCUGAAAAUGAAUACAAAAGAAACAAAAACCCCGAGGGUAAGAAGUUCAAGACAAGGUUGGCCUUGGCACACAAAUCCCUCUCAAGCUUAUUUGAAUCCAAAUCUCCAGAAAAGGAAAAUACUGAGCAAAGCUCAAGAGUAUCACUGAAAAAUGAAAAGGAGAAAGCCAAACUUCGCCAGAGCGCCUGGAAAGCUUUUCUAAAAAGCAAGGAGGCAGAUGGACUAAAAAGGCCUGUCUUAGCAAGUUUAUCACCAACACAAGACAGUCUUGAUGCAACUAGAGGCCAUGUAAUGAGAACAGCGUCAGUAGAGCGACAGGGUAGUUCCAAUGGACACACAUUUUUUAAAACAGAAACGGCUAAUGGCUCCUCAACAGAACCCAACUAUUUUGACACCUCUGUGGAGCCUGUUGAUGUCUCUUCACCUGCAGGUAUGUGGAGAAAACGAAUACAGUCCCAUGACCUGGGCAUCAGAUACUCACAGAGUUCAGACUGUGAUGAACAACAGGAGGCUCUGAGCAACAGUUUAAAUACUUCUUUAGAAGAAUACUGGAUGAAAUCUCCAUUUAGCCCCACUGACUUGCAGUUGUCAUUUAGUCAGUCAAGCCCAUCAUGUCCCCAGCUCACUAAUUCUGACGGUAAAGAUAUGCCUUGUAGGCCCAUGAGUCCUAAACCGCAGAGUCCACGAUCUGCUUCUCAACACAAGAGCUUCCGUUAUCCCGGAAGAAUAUGUGCCACUUCAAUGAUCUCUCUUGGGAACAGCUCUGCCGUUGAAAGCAAUUUGGAGGCUCCUGAGAGACCAAAGACACUGAAACCCAGAGGUAGUCUCUUACUUUCUGUACACUCAUUGGACAACGAAUACCAGAGGGAUGACAGCGGCAUAAGUAGUCAAUCCCAGAUCAGCUUAAAUACAGCUUCUUCCAUUAGUGACAUGCUCCGAGAUGAGGAGUCUAAACAGCAAUGUCAAACACCACCUGAAAAGAGGCCAAAUGAGAAAUGGGUUCCCCAUCGCAAAAGAAGGCCCCCCCUGGUUCCACCAUCCCCACGCCCUAUCUCCACCCUGGAGAGCAAAGCCUGGAGGCUUUCCUUCCUUGCUCCAGAUGAAAAAGCCAAGGAGAUUCCAGAGAGGAGGAGGAAGAGACCUAAAUCCCUCUAUAAGUGCUUCAGCUUCGAUGAUGUUUGGAUGGAGAGGAACCAAAAAAGGAAGCUAGAGAAGGAGACACAGCCAGAGAGAGGGAUUCAAUUGCGGCACCUCCCAGAGGACCAGUUAAAAGCUGGAAGAAGUCCAUCCAUCACGUCUGCUGUUGCCUUUGACAUCCUACCAUUGAAACUGCAUCCAUUUUCCCAGAGCACUCCGACAGGCUUAGACUGCGUGGGCUGGAAACGGCGCAUCUCCUCUCCUGUGAUCACCGAUGGGGCACUGGAUAAGACAGCUCUAACAGAUGAUGUGGGAAGUGAGGAGGACCUGUAUGAGGACUUCCGGAGCUCCAACCACCGCUAUGGCCACCCUGGGGGAGGCGGAGAGCAGCUUGCCAUCAAUGAGCUCAUCAGCGAUGGCAGCGUGGUGUACGCAGAAGCCCUCUGGGACCAUGUCACGAUGGAUGACCAAGAGCUGGGAUUCAAGGCUGGCGAUGUCAUUGAAGUAAUGGAUGCUACCAACAAGGAGUGGUGGUGGGGGAGGAUUCUGGACAGCGAAGGCUGGUUUCCAGCCAGCUUUGUACGGCUGCGAGUAAACCAGGAUGAACCCAUGGAAGAUUAUCCCCUGAAGGUAGAGGGUGGCAAAGAGGACGACUCCAGCAGUGGCAGCCGCCGCUUUGGGAUGGGGCAGACCACCAAAGACCAAAUGAGGACCAACGUCAUCAAUGAGAUCAUAAGCACAGAGAGAGACUACAUCAAGCACCUGAAGGACAUCUGUGAGGGCUACAUUAAGCAGUGCCGCAAAAGAGCUGACAUGUUUACAGAAGAGCAGCUGAAGACAAUCUUUGGGAAUAUUGAGGACAUCUACAGGUGCCAGAAGAAAUUUGUUAAGGCACUAGAGAAGAAAUUCAACAAAGACCACCCACAUUUGAGUGAGGUUGGCUCAUGCUUCUUGGAAUAUCAAACGGAGUUUCAGAUAUACUCUGAAUACUGCAACAACCACCCCAAUGCCUGCAUGGAGCUCUCCCGCCUCACCAAAGUUAGCAAGUACGUCUACUUCUUUGAAGCCUGCCGCCUGCUGCAGAAGAUGAUCGACAUCUCUCUGGAUGGCUUUCUGCUGACUCCUGUGCAGAAAAUCUGCAAAUACCCACUGCAGCUGGCCGAACUGCUCAAAUACACCAACCCCCAACACAGGGAUUUUAAAGAUGUCGAAGCUGCCUUAAAUGCCAUGAAGAACGUUGCUCGGCUCAUCAAUGAGAGAAAGCGGCGGCUGGAGAACAUUGACAAAAUUGCUCAGUGGCAGAGUUCAAUAGAAGACUGGGAGGGUGAAGAUGUCCUAGUCAGAAGCUCAGAACUCAUCUAUUCCGGGGAAUUAACCAAAAUCUCCCACCCUCAAGCCAAGAGCCAACAGCGGAUGUUCUUCCUCUUCGAUCACCAGCUUGUCUGCUGCAAGAAGGAUCUUCUGCGCCGGGACAUCUUGUAUUAUAAGAGUCGGAUCAACAUGGACGAUAUGGAAAUACUGGAUGUAGAAGAUGGGAAGGACAAGGACUUCAACAUUAGCGUGAAAAAUGCAUUUAAGUUACACUGCCGAGACACCGAGGAAGUCCACUUAUUCUGUGCAAAAAAGCCUGAGCAGAAACAGCGCUGGCUGAAGGCAUUCGAGAAUGAAAGGAGACAGGUUCAGCUCGACCAGGAGACGGGUUUUUCAAUCACAGAGGUGCAGAAAAAGCAGGCGAUGCUGAAUGCCAGCAAGCAGCACCAUUCUGGGAAGCCUAAGGCUGUCACCAGGCCAUACUACGACUUUCUGAUGCGUCAGAAGCAUCCCACCCUGCCUACCACGCUCCCUCAGCAGCAAGUCUUCAUGCUGGCAGAACCCAAGCGCAAGCCCUCGAACUUCUGGCAGAACAUCAGCAGGCUGACGCCCUUCCGGAAAUAAGGGCGGCCCCGUGUUUGUGCCUGAACCCCUUCUGAGAAAGCACUUUAUCCGUCAGUCCUAGGAGGUGGAGCCCAGGUUCUUCCAAUCCUUUGUUUACAGAGGAUGGCACGUGUGCUCCUGCCUUCCCUAUUUAUUUCGCAGCCUGACUGGCCGCACUGGCUCUGAGGUGAGACACUGCGUGUGCGCUUGCACAUGUGUGCAUUUGUGCCAGUCCCAUCGAGCCAGCCUUGCACAGCGCCCGAGAGGCAAACUUCCAGGCAGCGCUCACAGGAGGGACCCUGACAUGUUUCAUCUGAAGAGAUUUUGCUUCUCAGCUGUACUUGGACCCACUCCUUCCCGCGGUGAACACGGCUGCUGUCUGGCUGCUGUCAGAGAGGGGAUGGCAGCUGACACUCCUGCCGGCUCCGUGUCCACUGACACGCUCAGAACAACAGUUCCGAGUCACUGCCAUGAUACGUUUUCCAUGGAGGGAUAAACCCUUCUGCUCUCUGCCCACCCCACUCCCCCCGUUCCUCAGAGACAUGAUCCUCCUACACACAUCUAGGUCAGGCAGUUGGCCUUUGCGGGCACUCAGACGAGACAACAGUGAGUAUUGCACUGCGACCUUCUCCCUCCCUUUAGCUCAACGCCACCGAUGAACUCCACAGCCCAUUAACUGUGCCAAUCGACCUGCAGCAUGAGUAAAGUUCAAGAAUCUCUCUAGUGGGUUUGAGUUACCUAAGUUAGAGAAAAAUGUGCCUAAUUAAUACCGUACUCAAUUCCUUCAAUUCUCACGUCUCCAUCAUUCUGCCAUAUUUCCUGGCCAAUGAAAAUGCUCAUUGUUUGUAAUGUGUUUAUUUAUGGUAAAAAUCAGAACUGUGUAUUUUGUAAGUCUGUAAUUGUUCUUGUCAGAUGUUGUUAACUUGAUGCCUGUUUUGUCUGGGGUUUUUUUUUUUUUUUUUUUUAAAGAAAGUCAAUAUUUGCAAACCUAGCUCCCAGAAGUCAGAGUCUGCAGUUCAGUUCUGAAAGACUAAACCUAUGGUUGUUAUGCAAACUCCCACAGACUUUCAGUCCAAGGGGUAGCACUACAUAUUUCUGACACCUUUAAAAAAAUGGAAAGGCACUUUAAAAGGGCUUAAAUUUGGUAUUGAGAGUCUCACUUUAAGUACCCAAGUUCCAAACUGUGGCCAAAAAGAAUUAAUUUAAACCUUGGAUAGGAAAAGAAAGAUUUGCCUUACCAUAGUGAGAGUUAGAAGCCAUACUGACUGAAUUCCCUAGCUUAGGAGGCAUCCUGUGAUGUUGGAAGGAAGACACCUGCGCAUUCCAACAUGAUGCUAGUGUGAGUGAGCACUAACUGUCUGCAGAGCUCAGAAAUCCAGUGUUUGCUGAUGCUGUAGCUGACCAAAAUCUGGUCAUCCAGGGACAUCUGAAUUCAGUAGCAUGUACAAAGUCCUUCUUGCACUAUUAUCUUCCCCCCAGACCAGGGGCAACAUUUAAUUUCAUAAAGAAACUUGUAAAAGUGACUCUCAGCCUGUGUUUGUCUCCAACAUGUCUAUCUGUGUGAACUUGUUUCUCUUCAAAGUCACUCUAGAGAUUCUGCUCUUGCAGCUUAAAAAGUGACCACUGAUCAGUAGAGGCCAUGCUAGAGGUCACCCUCACCAAAGCCAUCCUUCGGAUGGAAGACUGGCGAAGCAGAGACUGGACCGGAGAUGUGCUGGGUGCUUAGGACACUGAUCGAGGUUAGCAAGUCACCAGCUCUCAAACUCCUGAGAGUUACAUGAAUGGAAAACAUGUCUAGGAAACAUCAAUAAAGCUGCAGGGGCUGCUCAAGCCCACUUUGAGCAAUCUGGAAGUAAAGAGGAACAGCCAGCACCAAGAAGUAAGAAACAUAGUUGAAAGAGAACCCAGCUUCUCCUCCUGGGACCUGCCCAGCCUGGGAAAAAAACAUAACUCCAUGCUUUUCUAGGCAGGACCACACAUGACAUCACCAUUCGAUAGGGUCCUACAGACAGUGGUGACCAAAAACCCCCAAAACUUCCCUCUUGUGCUGCCUCUGCCCUCCAUGUCACCCCACACACCAGAGGAACAUGGGACUUGCCAAAGUGGUAGCGGAGCCUUGAGAGGCUGGCUUCCUGCCUCACAGUGACCUGAACCAGCAACCAACAGUUACAGGUCAGGUCUGGUGUGUCAAAAAAGCCUCUCUAAUGGCAUGGAGGAGUUGGGAAGAUAAGCCAGUGGGACAUUGCACGAAUGGCCUUCAAAGACUGUACAAACAGGUGUGGUCCAUUGAAGUUGGGAGGGGACAAAAACCAACCAACAACAACAAAGACCAAAAACCCCCCAAACCUCAAGCCUCAUUUGCACAGUAUAGCUGCAUCAUCAGCCUUACGGGGCUCAGCAUCACCUGUCCUCACCCUCUUGCCCUUUCAGCCCACACCCCCACCAUGAGCCCUGGCUGAGCCCCCCACCAUGGCCCAGAGCACAGGGGCAGCCUAAGCUUGAGCAGCCAACUUGAGAAUGUUUUUGCCAGCUGGGUCUCUCAACCCAAACUAAGAUACAGAGUAUUUGUUCUGUACACUUGAGAGGGCAGUGUGUCAAAAGGUGGAGGGGGCAGGGGGCUGGGGCUACUAAAAAAAAAAAAUAAAAAAAAAAAUCAGGCUCUGACAGAAGCCACUGAGAUCAGGCCACUACUUCUUGCCAAGUGCAAGAAUUAACAGCGACACCUCCUCAACCCAUGGCAGGGCACCAAGUGCUCUGCAUGCCCUGAGCAUUACAUGGGUUGGCCAUUUCACCCACCACCAGAUCAGAGCCUCUGCUAAACCCCAGGGGCUGCAGGCACACCGGCUGCCCCUGCCCCCCCAGCAGUAGGUGGAGGUCAGACGCUCUACUGAGCUAAACCAGACGCAGGAAAUGGUGCAGCGCCCAUUCCCGCAGCUACAGUAUUAGCACACUGCCCUUUUGCAACAACCACCAUUCACCCCUCCAACAAGCUGAAGCUUCUACACACCACCCCCCCCGCCGCCCAGGGGCCCAACCCCACAUUUGGUGCCUGAUGCUCAGGCGUAAACUUAAGCCCAAGAGGUGCUGCUGCGCUCAACCCUGAGCAGAGCAACCCUCCCAUGGGGCACCGCAGCAUCCCUAGGGCUCAGCUGCCCUGGCUGCACUGCCGCAGCCAGCACCCCGCAGUAACAGAAGGCCAUUGUCACGUUUGUGUUUACCCUAAGUGUCUGCAUCCUCCUUUCCUUAUCUGUGGCAUGGUUGUUUUGAUUGGCCAGGAAAAAGAAAAAAAAAAAUAAUAAAAAAAACCUAUUGGCACAGAAACGAUCAAUUCUCUGACCUUACCAGCUUUGCAGUAAGUGGGGGAGGAAGGCUGGAUUGACCCCAUGAGCCUGGGCGUGAAGGAACCGUGGGACAAUUCCCCCACAACACAUGGAUGCACACACAC
Molecule: messenger RNA, 10567 nt
Organism: Chroicocephalus ridibundus (black-headed gull)
Lineage: Eukaryota; Metazoa; Chordata; Aves; Charadriiformes; Laridae
Gene: ARHGEF4
Product: Rho guanine nucleotide exchange factor 4
Exons: 16
Coding region: 259-7143 (2294 amino acids)
Biological process (GO): intracellular signal transduction
Molecular function (GO): guanyl-nucleotide exchange factor activity; protein binding
Source: RefSeq, a predicted model, not a curated record